AUGACCAUGACGCUUAAAUGCAACUCAAAUUUACUGUCUUUGAAACAAAAUAAGGGAUUGUUUUACCGAAUAUUGCAUGCUAUUGAACCUAUUCUAAUAGCUCCAGAGUUGGCUGGCAGUCCUGAGAGCAAGGAGAAUAUUCUGAGGGGACUUGUGAUGAACUUCACAAUUGUAGGUAGCCUCGGUGCCCCAUGGUUUGGGAGCUCAGAUGUCAACGAGGAAAUGAACGGAGGACUGAAAGUUGGCAGUGAAUUUCUCUUCGUCGGGAGUUUUUCCAAAAUAACAUUCUUCUCCAAAACGGUACUCGGAGGGGUCUUCAGUCUUAACGGUAGAUGGAGCAAAGUAGUGUGUGCCGAUUAUCUUCUUGUUACCAUGCGGCCCUAUCUGUCAGGUGCAUGUAAGCAGCAACAGGCUACAUGA
Protopolystoma xenopodis is the source of this 420-nucleotide messenger RNA. The record is from the annotation of a GenBank genome assembly. NCBI's taxonomy places the organism in Eukaryota, Metazoa, Platyhelminthes, Monogenea, Polystomatidea, Polystomatidae.